Molecule: messenger RNA, 4838 nt
Organism: Phyllopteryx taeniolatus (common seadragon)
Lineage: Eukaryota; Metazoa; Chordata; Actinopteri; Syngnathiformes; Syngnathidae
Gene: pdzrn4
Product: PDZ domain containing ring finger 4
Exons: 9
Coding region: 662-3046 (794 amino acids)
Molecular function (GO): protein binding
Source: RefSeq, a predicted model, not a curated record
AGUCUGCGUUUCUUCCUGCGUGUCGGCCCAGGCCGGUGCCCUUGUCAAAGUGUCGAGGCGGCAUCAGUCCGGUGACUGCAAAUCUAUGGCGAGAGGGCAUCUGAUUGAAUGGGAACGAGAUUGAUUUCCAGUUGUGCUGGUGCGCAGCACAACUAGAUUAAACAGUAUCGGACACUUGUUAGGCUUAACAAAGAGGAUCCCACCUGCACGCCCACUGAUGCUCGCAUUCUGCACUCCCACCCCUCUGCUCUUCUCCCAGCCAAUGAGCGGGAAGCCCACCCGCACCGUGGCGUGGAGGCAGCCUGCCACCGGAGGAGGUGUGUCCGCCUCACCGCCUGAGCCAAAAUGUGUGUGCACACGAGUGUGAGCUCACACGCUGAAAGAAGCGGCCGAGGUGGAGGAGAAGUAGGAGGAGGAGGAGGAGGAGGAGAGUGGCGGAGAAAAGAAGCCAGGUGCUUUGACUCGUCCUCGCAAACACACAGAACACAGCCACGAAAGACAGUGAAGUGAUUGGUGUGUGUUUGCGCAGAGUGGGGAUCCUCUGAGGGAUGCGAGAGGGGAGCCGAGGAGCACGAGCGCGUUUCAGCCCCGCGGGGGAGCUCAGGCGCGCCAGCGAGCGUCUCACUCCGACGGACGGCGCGCCGUCUCCCUGGCAACCACGAUGGGCUGCAAUUUGUGCACCUUGCAGAAGCGGGAGGAGCACUACAAGCUGCUGUACGAGAUUGCGCAGGUGAACAGGCGUAACUUCUCCAAGGGGGAGCAGGAUGAGGCCGCGGUGGAGGGCACACGGCGAGACCCCAUCGUUGUCCAGGUCAUCCGACCCGUCACGCAGCACCAAGGCGGUCCGUCGCGGGAGGCGUGCGUGGCCGACGUGUGCACGCAAACCGACAUCACUUUCGAGCACAUCAUGGCGCUGGCCAAGCUCCGACCGGCGACACCGCCCGUGCCUGACGUCUGUCCCUUCCUUUUGUCUGACAGCUGCCAUUCUAUCCAAACUAUGGAACAUGAGUUCUAUGAAUGUCCCGAGUACCUGUCCAAUAUGCCGGCCGAAGUUGAGCGGACUGAAGAGUAUGUUUAUGAGGAAGUGGAGUUAUGCAAGCAGAACACUCAAGAGAAGCUUGGCCUAACCUUGUGCUACAGGACCGACGAAGAGGAGGAUAUCGCUAUUUAUGUCAGCAAGGUGGAGCCAAACAGCUUAGCCGCAAGAGACGGGCGCAUUAGAAAUGGAGAUCGUAUUCUACAAAUAAAUGGCCAUGCAGUGCAGGAUAGAGAGAAGGCGGUUUCCUUGCUGUCAGGAGAAAAUGCAAAGAGCAUCAUCCUGCUGGUGACAAGGCCGGAGACACAGCUGGAGGAUGAUGUAUGGCUAGAUGAUGAGCAACAGGAGCUGGUAAAGGAACUGAAGAUGGCGGAGGGGCAGAAGGAUCGUAACCUCAUGGAAGAUGAGCCUCAGGAGGAAAGGACAACCGACACACCUACCUAUUCAUCCAACAGCCAAGACAAAGACAGCGGGUUCGGGUGCAGUACAGACAGUCCCGAGCACCCACCGUUAUUGGCCAGAUUCUACAGGAGGAGUCCGGCUCAGUGUUUGAGGGAACAAUGGCGAACCCAGAAUCCACACAGCAGGCGAGUUGCUGUGCUAUCACAGGACGCCCAGAGGCAAAGGACAGUAACUAAAGGCCAAGGUUGUGAAGGGGUAGUGAGCAAUGGUGGAGGUGGAAUCUUGGGUUUGGAGAAUCACUUCCAGCAACUUCUGGAAGUUAAGUGUCAAAUACGCAAGGGCGUUGAGUGUGGGGUAUACUCCAUUCGACACAGUAUUGAGUGCAGCCUCACAGAGCAGGGAGGAGGGGAUGGAGAUAGCGCUGACGAAGCUGAGGAAGGUGAAGGGAUGGAGCAAGAGCUGAGAAUGUUAAAUGAAGAACUGCGGAGCAUUGAGCUGGAGUGUCAGAACAUUAUGCAGGCCCAUCAGCUCCGACAGGCCCAGGAGGCAGAAGCAUCGACGCCUCCUGCUUCCUCACCAGGUCGGAGGCUCAAGAGCCACGGCAAGCUGGCCGACAUCCACGAACACCCUCAAAGUGAUAAGACCCGAGAGAAAGACAGCUCCACUGCCUAUAACACAGCGGAGAGUGCACGGUCCACUCCGCUGGGUAGGGAGCGAUCUCCCGAGCACUCCCUGCAGAGACGCAUUAGCAUCGCCAACCAGAAGAACCUUCAAAUGGCCUCGUCAAAGCUCUCGAGCCCCAUUCCCAAGUCUCAGGGCUCACCGGACCAAGGUGUCCAAGCAGAUCCUUGCGCUGUUUUCUCCAGCAGCCCGGACCAGAGUAACCCCUCUCGAUCCGAGUCCGACCCGGCACUUCCUGCGGACGAUGAGCGCUGCGAGAGAAAGGGGAAAACCAAAGAUCUAAAAAGAAAACCACCGUUUGCCUCAUACCAAACCAGCCCUUACCACGGCUCGCUCGGAUCCCGGCAACUUCAGAGCUACAUGCAGCUGCUACAACAGCACUCUUCCUUGGAGUAUUCCCAGAGCCAGCUGAGUCUCCUCAGUGUCUGCCGGGAUCCACUGAACCGGAAUGGUCGCUCUGGGGAACCGCGUCUGGAGUGGAAGGUUAAAGUGAGGGCAGACGGUACUCGCUAUGUGGCCCGGAGGCCCGCUCGCGACCGCAUCCUGCGGGAGCGAGCGCUCAGGAUCAGAGAGGAGCGCAGCGGGGGAAUGACCACGGACGACGAUGCCAUGAGCGAGAUGAAGAUGGGUCGCUACUGGAGCAAAGAGGAGAGGAAGCAGCACCUGGCGCGAGCGAGGGAACAGAGGAAGAGGAGGGAGUUCAUGCAGAAAAGCCGCUUCGAGUGUCUGAAAGAGGGUCUGGCUGGCGGGGCCGAGGGCCACAAGGAGAUAAACAUCCUGGAGCUCAGUCACAAGAAGAUGAUGAAGAAGCGAAACAAAAAGAUUCUUGACAAUUGGAUGACCAUCCAGGAGCUGAUGAGCCACGGGGCGCGAGUCCCCGAGGACUCCAAAGUCCAUAACGCCUUCUUGUCUGUUACGACUGUGUAGGAAUCGUUUACAGUGCACUUGUUUUUUUUGUAACCUGUUGUUUGUGAAACGUAAGACAAUUGUUGCUGAGGACCUGUAGCAUUCCUUCACUUGAACACACUUUUGCAACCUCAGCCAUUUGACUGUUUAUCUGCUUUUGGUAAUAUGAAGAGAAAGUCUCAUUAUCAUACCAUAUACAGUAUGUUAUUGUGACUCCAUCUGAAGCUAAUUGCCUCAUUCAAGGCAACAUUUUUUAAUACUGGGGGGAAAUGGGAUAUUUUUCACAAUUUGUAAUCUCGCUACAAAACUUUUUUAUGGCCUUUUUUGUUUGUUUUUUACACUGAAUGUAAAUAGGUUGUUGUACUGUAAAUGAUUUACCAAAACUCUGGAGGUCAGAAAUGAUUGUAUACCAGAGAAAGGUGGGGAAAAAUGGGAAACUGAACAGCCUUCCCAGGAAAUUCCACUCCAAAUAGAAAAACACAAAAGAAUAUCCAUGUCAUCUCAAACUCCUGGAAACUUUUAAUUUUAGGGUUUACCUCGAGAAUCAAUCUAUUGCUACCAAGACCUGAGGACGUUUUGAGCAGGCCUUUAAAAAUUAAUUUGUGGGAUUUAUUUAAAAAGUUCAACACUCAUAUUUAUAUUGGUUACUAUUAUUUAUAUUUAUUGUAAAGUAUUAUUCUUAGUUAUUAUGAUUACAUGGCUACCUUUGGAAACAUUUAAAGUUGUCAAUAAAUGUCUCAUUUGUAGCCUUACUCAAAAAAAUAUGGCUUUGACUCAUUUAUUGGUAUUGAGUGACAUUUGUGAUGGGGAAAAAAAACCCAUUUUAAAUAACUUUUUAAGGACUGGUUUCAAGACAUUUCAGAUUGUAAGCAAUUGUUGAAUACAUCACAACAAUGUUAUACUGUAUGUCAAAGCAACUACGAAUGAUGCUAACAUUUUCUGGUAUUCUAUCGCCAUUUUUUUCAUGUCAAACAUUAUUGUUACUGGGGCUAAAAGAAGCGCAUCUCAGAGUUGUCCAGUUUGCAGCUUUUAUCCAAGACAGCGAGCUGAUCAAUGCAGUGCAAUCAGUUGCACUGUAAAGCAUAAUCGAGCCUAUUUGAGGGGUGAUUAGAACGCAUGAUGAUUGCUAAUUGAACACAUGGGAGCAUAAAACGGGAACUCUGCGAAUAGCGAUACCUUGGUUAUUACCUCCCCUGCACAGCCUUAACGGUUCCUGAUCUCCAUAUUAUUGCUUGCAGGAAAUCAAAAAAGUAUUUUUUUAUGAUGUUGCCGGGCUUGACAAGGCAUAAUCACGUCACUGCAGUUUGCGCGAUUCAUGCAUUUGCAGUGGGAAGACUGACUGCGUUGAUCUUAUACAAAGGGGUGGGGACGGGGGUCCAUAUAGCGCUUGGAGGCAUCUUCACUAAACUAUGCUUUCAUUUCAAAAUGUUAGGAAGAUGCCGGGGAAGUCUCCUCAUCCCCUGUCAAUCCGCCGCGUCCGUCCACAGCCCACUGAGCUGAAGAAUUAAUGAGACACAUCAGAGUGGUGCCUUUGUGCAUCACAUUAAAUCAGGUGCACUCUUUCACCCAACCACCCCUCUGCCCCCCCCCCCCCCAACCUGUCUCCAUGUGUGUGAUCAUCCAAGGACAGAGGGACAACUCUUUGCAAUCAAGUCCAUAUUUUGCCUGAUUAAUCUCAGCGAGAUUAGCACAGGUCUAUUCCUAUUUUUUGACACAUACUAUCCAAUAGAAAUGGGAAAUACAGUAUAACUAUAUUCGUAUCUACUGUAUGUGUCUCAUUCAUAUUCUAGCAGCCAAGUUGGUAGGGUGGCGC